AUGAAUCCGACCUUCGAUUAUAAUUAUGAUUAUAAUUAUGAUUAUAAUUAUACUUAUGAUUAUGGUUAUAAUGAUACUAAAUUAAUCGAGGCAAUAACUUUCCUCAAACCUGUGGACUAUAUUGCCUGUUGGAUCGUCAUCGUCAUCUGUCCUCCUUUGAUUGUACUGGCCAUCUACUAUCUGUAUUCUCUGGUACGUCAUGAUCACGUUGCUCCAAUCUACGUCAUCAACCUUCUCAUCUCUGACCUUAUUCAGCUCUGUUGCGUGGCCACAUGGUUGGGAAGGUUGGGAAAACCCAAUCGUGAUCCGGACUUCAUCACCUUCGUAAUUCACAUCAUUGGUCUAAUGGCCAGUGUCGGCUUCAUGGUCUGUAUUUCCCUGGAAAGAUAUUUGCUCAUCGCCUGGCCUCUUUGGUACCGCUUUAGACGGACCAUCAAGAGCUCAGUGGUGGUCUGUGUUGUGGUCUGGGUCUUAGCUUUGGUCAUUUCCUGUUUUGUCGGAAUCACUGGUAGAAAACUCAAUAAAUCCAUCGAACAUUACAAGCCCAUUGGAGUAUUCCUUCUCCUCCCCUUCCCCGUGCUCAUCUUCUCUGUGGUUGGGAUCUUUAAAGGUCUGUCUGCUGCCAUCUCUGUGUCCUCUGAGGAAAAACGACGAAUUGUUGGAGCUACAAUUCUGGUGUUGUUUAAUUACACACUGCUGUUCCUGCCUUACAUAAUCGUUAGUAUAACAGAAAAUUAUACUCUGAUUAGCCCUUUUGCAUUCAUCUUAUUCAAUCCUCUUGGAGACUUGGUUCUGUAUGUUUUCAUGAGAAAAGGGGUCAUAGACAAGAUUUUAGCUUCUCUGUGUUGUUGCAGGAUGGAAACACAGCAGCCGCAGACCAUUGCUGUAAAUGAUAAUAACAUGACAACAGUCAGCUCUGUGUAG
Molecule: messenger RNA, 924 nt
Organism: Scomber japonicus (chub mackerel)
Lineage: Eukaryota; Metazoa; Chordata; Actinopteri; Scombriformes; Scombridae
Product: ovarian cancer G-protein coupled receptor 1-like
Exons: 3
Coding region: 1-924 (307 amino acids)
Biological process (GO): phospholipase C-activating G protein-coupled receptor signaling pathway; positive regulation of Rho protein signal transduction
Cellular component (GO): membrane
Molecular function (GO): G protein-coupled receptor activity
Source: RefSeq, a predicted model, not a curated record